Molecule: messenger RNA, 5054 nt
Organism: Miniopterus natalensis
Lineage: Eukaryota; Metazoa; Chordata; Mammalia; Chiroptera; Miniopteridae
Gene: NUAK1
Product: NUAK family kinase 1
Biological process (GO): microtubule cytoskeleton organization; protein phosphorylation; intracellular signal transduction
Cellular component (GO): cytoplasm
Molecular function (GO): tau-protein kinase activity; ATP binding
Source: RefSeq, a predicted model, not a curated record
AUGGGUGACUGCCGUGUUUUAGGCCCUAGCGAGGGCAGCAGGGAGGGGGCCGAUGGAGAGGCCAUGCCAUUGCAGGAGUCCGCGGCAGCGGCGGUCCCGGAGCCCAGAAAGCCGCACGGCGUGAAGCGGCAUCACCACAAACACAACUUGAAGCACCGCUACGAGCUGCAGGAGACCCUGGGCAAAGGCACCUACGGCAAAGUCAAGAGGGCCACCGAGAGGUUCUCCGGCCGAGUGGUUGCUAUAAAAUCCAUCCGUAAGGACAAAAUUAAGGAUGAACAGGACAUGGUUCACAUCAGACGAGAGAUUGAGAUUAUGUCAUCCCUCAGCCAUCCUCAUAUCAUCAGUAUUUAUGAAGUGUUUGAGAACAAAGAUAAGAUUGUGAUCAUCAUGGAGUACGCCAGCAAAGGGGAGCUGUACGACUACAUCAGCGAGCGGAGGCGCCUCAGCGAGAGGGAGACCAGACACUUCUUCCGGCAGAUCGUCUCGGCCGUCCACUAUUGUCACAAGAACGGUGUGGUCCACCGGGACCUGAAGCUGGAAAAUAUACUGCUCGAUGACAACUGCAAUAUUAAGAUUGCUGACUUUGGGCUUUCCAACCUGUACCAGAAGGACAAGUUCUUGCAAACAUUUUGUGGAAGCCCACUCUAUGCAUCUCCUGAAAUUGUCAAUGGGAGGCCUUACCGAGGGCCAGAGGUGGACAGCUGGGCCCUGGGCGUGCUGCUUUACACCCUUGUUUAUGGAACAAUGCCCUUCGAUGGCUUCGACCACAAGAACCUCAUUCGGCAGAUCAGCAGCGGAGAGUACCGGGAGCCCACGCAGCCCUCAGAUGCUCGAGGACUCAUUCGGUGGAUGCUGAUGGUGAACCCCGAUCGUCGGGCCACCAUCGAGGACAUCGCCAACCACUGGUGGGUGAACUGGGGCUACAAGAGCAGCGUCUGUGACUGCGAUGCCCUUCACAACUCCGAGUCCCCGCUCCUGGCUCGGAUUAUCGACUGGCACCACCGGUCCACGGGGCUGCAGGCUGAGGCCGAAGCCAAAAUGAAGAACCUGGCGAAGCCCGGGGCCUCUGAGGUCAUGCUGGAGCGGCAGCGGUCGCUGAAGAAGUCCAAGAAAGAGAACGACUUUGCCCAGUCUGGCCAGGACUCGGUGCCCGAAAGCCCAUCCAAGCUGAGCUCCAAGAGACCCAAAGGGAUCCUGAAGAAGCGAAGCAACAGCGAGCAUCGCUCUCACAGCACCGGCUUCAUCGAAGGCGUCGUCAGCCCUGCCUUACCCUCUGCUUUCAAGAUGGAGCAGGACCCGUGCCGGACUGGCGUGCCCCUGCCAAGCUCCCCCGAGGCCGAGGUGCCAGGGAAACUCAGCCCCAAGCAGUCGGCCACCAUGCCCAAGAAAGGCAUCUUGAAAAAGACACAGCAGAGAGAAUCGGGUUACUACUCCUCCCCGGAGCGCAGCGAGUCUUCAGAGCUGUUGGACGGUAACGACGGGAUGGGCAGUGGUGUCCUGUCCCCCAGCCCCCCUGACCCAGCCAGGGUGACUGGCCACAGCCUCUCCUGCCGCAGGAAGGGCAUCUUGAAACACAGCAGCAAGUACUCCGCAGGCACCAUGGACCCGGCCCUCGCCAGCCCCGAAAUGCCCACACUGGAAUCCCUGCUGGAGCCCAGCGUACCCGCCGAGGGCCUCUCCCGGAGCUACAGCCGGCCUUCCAGCAUCAUCAGCGACGACAGUGUCCUGUCCAGUGACUCCUUUGACUUGCUGGAUUUGCAGGAGAAUCGCCCCAUCCGACAGCGCAUCCGCAGCUGUGUCUCUGCCGAAAACUUCCUCCAGAUCCAAGACUUUGAGGGGCUCCAGAAUCGGCCCCGGCCCCAGUACCUGAAGCGGUACCGGAACCGGCUGGGAGACAGCAGCUUCUCCCUCCUCACGGACAUGGAUGACGUGACUCAGGUCUACAAGAAAGCUCUGGAGAUCUGCAACAAACUCAACUAGCUCCCGGGGUGCAGGGGUGGGCUGGGGGUGGGUACGAGGGAGGAAGGGAAGCAGUGACUUGUGCUAACACGCUGGUUACCUCUUUGCUGGCCAUAAUGAUAGACUGAAAAGGGAUUGGUGCCAUCUCACUUGGCCAAGGUUGCAGCCUUGAGCCAGCACCUAGAAGGGAGAAAUGAGCUCUCUGCCAGUCCUGUCACCUGCCAGUCAGAAUUUGGGUCCUAAUCGGCAUUGGCUUUAUGGCACCCCUUAGAGGCCCAGCUGUCCAAGGAAGGUGGUGUUGGCCAGCAUUUAGAGGGUGGGAGAAGGCAUAUGGGAGAGGGAACAUUUCCCUAGAAGUUGUCCAAAUACUUCUGGAGGAGGGCGGGAGAGCCUGGGGCCAUCUGCUUUGGGUGAGCUCAGAGCUCGCUCCUUCUCACGUGAGCAAGCUUGGUCUGACCGCGUGGGGUUGGCAAGUAGAUUUCAGCAGCCUGAGCUUGAAUGGGCGAUCGAUUGGUGGUGGCAGCUGGCUGUGCUGGUGUGAGUAGCCCAGGCACAUGGGAAGGAGCAGGAGCACUCAUGCCACAUAGUUGCCCUCCUUGACCUGGCUAAGCCCUGGGAGUUAGGUUAAGGCAUCCUGCGGGAUCCGUGUCCUCUCUCAAUGCUACCGGUGUGGCGUGGGUUCAUUUGCUACUCUACCUUGAAUGGAAGACAGGGCCUUGGUCAGAGAGAAUGUCUGGACUCGGCUAAGGACUUAAGAGUCAGACCAUGGUGAUUUUUUGCUGCCUUUUCUGAUGUCUGCGUUGCUCUUCAGCACAACUUCCCAAGAGUGGAUGGGAAAAGGAUGUGGUGUCAGAGGUCAAAACUGGUGGAGAACAGAGCUUGGGCCCCUCUGUGGUCCGUGCGCAAUGCAUGGAAAUUGACCCACACCAGCAAGGGGGCAACUUGUCAUUUCUUUAACAUCUCAAUAUUAACUGGAAUGCCGCCUUUUGGGUUCAUUCUCACCUGCAUGAAUGCUCUGAAUCGGAUGUGAUACUGUCCCUAGCCUCCAAAGGAGUCACUGGCUCACCCGUUGACCCUGUUUAGUGAUAGCAGACAGUCUCCCCAUCCACCACAUGUGGAAUCCUCAGAGGUAGGCGAGUUUGCUUCUAGGUAGUUAGUGUGUAGGUGGGAUAUUUGGAUGAGGGAGAGGAAAGUCAGGCAGAAGGCGCUUUUUCCCCAAAUCUAGGUAUUCUGUGUCAUGGGUUUGAACCCCUAGGCUUUUGGGGAAAGAAAGUUUCAUCCUUUCGAAUGAGUAAGGUGUUGGAAGAGCAGAGUGGGUUGGGAGGAAGCAUAUGGAAGAGGAGACAUUUCCCUAGAAGUCAUCCAGAUGGCUCUGGAGGAGGCAGAGAUGAGGUGUGAUAGGACUCUUAUCCUUAAAAGCAACCUAAAUAAGUAUUUAACUUCUGGCACCCAGAUUGCAGGUGACAAGACGUCAUUCCCACAAUGGGACAUCUUCAGAUACUGGGUUUGGAAUUAAUGGUGUCAUUUGUGAAUUUGGGAUGACUUCAGAUUCCACUGGCCUGGGGAAAUUGAAACCCUCGUCUCAAGUUGGCCAACUUCUGGUAGCCACCUAGAGAAAAAAGAAGACUAGUCUGGGAGGUAUUUUUGGGAAAACCAACAGGCAAUAGCUCAUAGGGAGCUGAGGAAGAAUUCACCUUAAGGCACUAAGAACAUUAAUGAGAACAAAACUGCCCUUUCCCUAAGGAGAUGGCUGCCUUUCUGCCACCAGCUCUGGGGCUUUGUCAUGUGCAUUCCUUCAGGUCGAGCUGAGUAAUGUAUUGUGGGAAGCUUCUCAGUUUCCUUUCAUUCAAUUCCACCUCCUUCCUGAGCUCCAGUGUAGGUUCAAAGGGAAAGAAAUCUGUAGGUGGCAAAUUGUGUGUGGAGGGUGUGUGGGUGCAAGGAGGGCAUUGUGCACCCUCUGAGCUCUCGGCUCCUUUUCUCGUUCUGUGCAGCACCCCAUAGUGCCACACCUCCGGUCCUCAUGCAUGGCAGCCGGCCUAGCUGGUAGCUGUCGGUGUGACUUAGGUAUAACACCUACCUGCUGGUUGAUGUGUUGUUUUUUUCCUUUUGCCGAGUGCUUGCCUCUGUUUGGUAUUUUCCAGCCUUCUAAUCUUUAAAUAAAAAUGACACUAUUAAGAAAAACUAUCCCCCCCCCCAAAAAAAAACCACAACAACACACACACGCACACAUGUAUGUUCUCUUUUGUCAAUAAACCCAGACUCGAUUGUGGCAAAGACAGCCCUCCACUCAGAGGCCGAGAUUCUAAGUUGAGUCCUGGUGUGCUGCUAACUAGCUGGUGGCUUCAGGCACCUGCAGAGUUUUAGGGACUAAGUUUCCCCUUCAGUAAGAGCUGGAGGGGUGGAUUAGCUGGUCUCUUAGGCCCUGCCUAGUCCUGACAGUCUACUAAAUCCUCUGAUUCUAGAUGUGAUGUUGACUCUGUCUUUUCGAGGAAAACCUUGGAAUAGAGGGAAAAGCCCAGAAAAGCAACUUUCUCUGCUUCCUGAUUAAGCCCUACCACCCCUACCUGCCAAUCCCCAGCCAGGGAGGUUGUUGCUUGAUUCAUUUCCACGGAAUCACAAGUGAGAGACACUUUUAUGACCCAGUGGACCAGGCAGGAGAUUCGAUGUCAGCUCUCCUGGUCCUUUCCUUGCCUCUUGGGCCUCUCAGUGUCUUAGUUUACACAUCUGCCAAAGGAGUGGAAUGAUACUCCUUUUUACAGGUAAAUUUCAAAGGCAUGAUCAGUUUUCAGGAAGUGCUUCAAGACCCCAGGCGAAAUGAAAAUGCUAUGAACUCACUGAAUUUCCAUUCCUGCUAUAAAGUGCUGCUGCUUCAGAUGACAGGGAGCACUUUUCAGGGUGGGAUUCAGGUGAGGGUUGCCCAGGCCUGCUGUCUUGAGUACAAUGUGAAUGAUCGACUGACUGCUUAUUGCCAAACUGGAAAUGUUCUGUAGGGAUUAACUGGCAUGGUAUCAUUCCUAGAAGAGAAAAAAGAGAGAGAGAGAAACUUGACUGCACAUUUUUUUUUAAAAGAAAAAUCCAAGUUGUGACUUUUA